Messenger RNA from Eruca vesicaria subsp. sativa (arugula), 378 nucleotides. Lineage: Eukaryota; Viridiplantae; Streptophyta; Magnoliopsida; Brassicales; Brassicaceae. The record is from the annotation of a GenBank genome assembly.
AUGGCUUGCAUGAAGCUGGGAUCCAAAUCAGAUGCUUUCCAGAGACAUGGCCAAGCUUGGUUUUGCACAACUGGACUUCCAAGUGAUAUUGUCGUUGAAGUUGGAGAGAUGUCUUUCCAUCUUCAUAAGUUUCCUUUGCUCUCUGGAAGUGGAGUCAUUGACCAGGCGGCACUGGAAGAUCUUGAGAUUGAGAAGCUUGGUAAGACGGCAAAAGGUGGUGGUGGUGGUUUGAGAAGCGGUAGCAAAACGUGGUUUGGUAUUAAGCUGAAGUCACAUCAAAUGCGCAGUGCUCAAGAAGGGUCUUUGUCAAAGUCUAACAACGAGAAUGUGACGAUAGAGAAGCUUAAGGAUGUUGAAAGAACGUCGUGGAAAGCAUAA